This is a messenger RNA of Eublepharis macularius, 3116 nucleotides long. It is a transcript of the gene DNTTIP2, whose product is annotated as deoxynucleotidyltransferase terminal interacting protein 2. Gene Ontology annotation, molecular function: RNA binding. The transcript has 7 exons. Bases 22 to 2409 code for a protein of 795 amino acids. Lineage: Eukaryota; Metazoa; Chordata; Lepidosauria; Squamata; Eublepharidae. Gene Ontology annotation, cellular component: nucleolus. Gene Ontology annotation, biological process: RNA processing. The record is from RefSeq and is a predicted model, not a curated record.
UCCGGUACAGGAGCGGGUAAGAUGGUGGCCACUAGGCGAGCAUCGCGGCGAAGUGAGCCGAAGCCACCCCCGGUGGGGAGCACCGAUUCCCGGACGGUCAGAGAGAUUCCCUCAAUGGAAGGCAGCACACCUAUGAGGGCAACUAGGAGCAAAAGUAAAAUGAAUUCCCACCCAGAUGCCAUUGCUGAAUCUCGUUUUGAGAAAACGAAGGAUCCUAAAACAAAACCAGACUGUGGAGAGUAUUUGGAGGUCCAAGCAGCCCAGAAUAGGAGUGAAGCCACACAUUUAUCAGACUCAGUGGCUGAAUUGCAGGCUGAUGGAUAUAUUUCUGAGGCAGAAUCAAACUGUUCCUCUGUGUCUGGUCUUCAGACCCCCUUGUUUAUAAGGAUAACAAGAAGGCGGCAAAUUGUAGUUCCUUGUCAGCCAGAUUCUCCAGCUAAGAAUAGGCAGAGCAAGAGAUUGCUUCCUAACGAAGACAUCAAAUGCCAAGAAGAUGAUAUCUCUGAAUCAGAAUCAUGCUCUUCCACUGUUUCAGGAGUGCAAACUUCCAGUGCUGCAGGAAUUACUAGAAGCCGGCAGGUCAAGACCAAUAUAUCGCCUGUGGGUGAAGCACAAGCUGAAGAAGUUUCUGAUGCAGAAUCAUGGUACUCAGGUGUUUCUACAGAACCUUCUGUUCAAUUUAAAAGAAUGACAAGGAGUAUGCGAUUGAGAUCACAGGCAGAAACAAUAUCACAGGGUCAAAAGAAAAGUGAAGUAGUAGUUGUAGUAGGGGAUGAAAAAUUGCCUAUGUGCAUAACUAAAUCCCAGACAAUAAUGUCUGGCUUAGAACCCACAAACUCUGAUUGUGAUAAACAAGUUUCCUGUCUCUCAACUACUCAGAGUAAUGAGCAGCCUAACCCCUGCAAACUAAAGUACCAUUGUGAAUCUAUCACUGGUGGUGAUCUAAAGCAGAUAGUAUCAGGCAGCCCUAAAAAAAUAGACAGGGAGUUUACAAAAAUAACAUCUAAAAAAGAGAUGCAGAAAGAUAGGGAUUGUGAAAUUGUGGAUCAUGCAGAGGAAAAGGCAGGAAAGAACAAAACUGUAAGGGAAUCAGCAAAAAAAGAAAUAUCAAAUAUUUAUGAAACUCUGGAAAGCACAGAAGAAACGUGCAAUCAAACAUCGGAAAAAUCUAUAAAAGUACCUGAAAAACUGUCUCCAGUGAAGAGAACAGUCACAUUGUCAAGGCAGACAACCACUAAUAAAGCCAAACACAAUAUGGAAACCAAAAAGCCAGAAACUAGAAGGCGCACGCAGAGCUGUUUCCAUCAAGCAGAAAUAGUAAUAGAAGUGGACAAGCUGCCUGAGACAUGCAAUGUGCAAAAUGAUAUCCCAACACAGACUAUUGAAAUCAGUGAUGAUGACUGCAGGAUGUCUGUUGUUAGUAUAGAAAGUCAAGAGGAGCCAGUUGCUGAAUUCCCUUUAUGUGCAACCACAAAAACACAGGUUAAGGAGUCUUCUGUUGUGUCACUUUGUAUCAGUGAUGAGAGCAGUGAAUCUGAUAGUGAUUUAGAAGAAACAAAUGGAAUGACAGUGACUGCUAGUUGUGCAGACAGUAAUCAAAAUGCAUUGGCCCUGGACAACUCAAUCAGUGAAGUACUGUUUGUAAUUGACAAAACUCCUGGCUUAGACUCUUGCAAAUCAUACUAUUUAGAAGAGGACACAGGGAAUGAUGGGGAAAGUACGACAAGCAAGAAAUCUUCAGAGCUGGAAGAAAAUGAAGAGGAAUUUAUUGAUGAGGAUGAAGGUUUAUUGAAUGUAACUACUAAAGUCUUACCGUUCUCAAGCAGCAUUGAUCCCGGUCUAAAUAUGAAAGACCUGGGAGGGUUAUAUAUUAAGUUUGAUGCAGGAAAACAGAAGCCUGGCUCACAUGGAAUUGUGCCACUGAAAGAGAAAAAAAAAGAUGAGCUCUUGCAGAAGAGUACUAUAACUCCAGACUUUGAAAAAAGGGAAUGUGUUCCACCUUUAAGAGAAUCAGUCUAUCAACUGAAGAAACAGCGUAGGGCAGAGCGAGAAAAAACAACAGGUGAUGGCUGGUUUGGUAUGAAAGCACCAGAAAUGACCAGUGAAUUGAAAAAUGAUCUUCAGGCUCUGAAGAUGAGAGCAGCCAUCGAUCCUAAACGUUUUUAUAAAAAGAAUGAUAGAGAAGGUCUCCCCAAAUACUUCCAGGUUGGAACUAUUGUGGAUUCUCCAGUAGACUUCUAUCAUGCUCGAAUUCCAAAGAAAGAAAGGAAGAAGACUAUUGUGGAAGAACUUCUGGCAGAUUCUGAAUUUAGAAGGUACAAUAAAAGAAAAUAUCAAGACAUCAUGGCUGAAAAGGCAGCCCUUGCAGCAGGCAAGAAAAACAAGAAAAAGAAGAAAUUUCACAAAUAAGCUGGAACACUACUUCCAUCUUCCAAAUAUAAAUUUGCAAAUUAUGGGUUAAUAGUGAUCACAUAUAAAUUAUGGGACAUAGCAGCCUUGUAUUGGCAACAGUUUUUGUCCAUGUAUUUUUGUUCUGUUUGGAAAUUAAAUGAAGGUAUUUCACUGACAGUAAAGAAACUGUUUCAAACGUAUACUAUCAUGUAUAAUCAAGAGUUCUGGAAACCUGUGCUUCAACUGUACAAAGUUGCCCUUUUUAUUUAAUCUAAAGAUCUGUAAAACUUUGGGUUUUCUUCAUAGACGUAUAAACUUUUUAUUAAAAUAUUUGUAAAAGUUCCAAAGUCAGGUGAGUUUAAUUUGGAUUUAAUUUUUGUAACUUAAUUUUGUUAGGGAAAUAUUGUAAAGCCACAAUUAUAUGUGUACUCCAGAAAAAAAAUGUAUCUUGUGCUGUAUUCUAAAAAAACUCUGCACAUGUUAUUAGUGGUUCUAAUAUAUUUCUGGAGGUUUUAUUUAACGUCCUCUUGAAAUGUAAAACUGCAUAUUUUUAUAAGAAGGCACUUAAAUAUAGUGUCAGUUUUUAAAAACAUCUUUGAACUCUUAAAUGUAUAUGACACAAUUCCUGUCCAAGAGUGUUAUAUCCCAUCUUUUAAAAGUUGCAUCUUUUAAAUACAGAGCAUUGUAUCCAAAGUUAGUACUAAUAACAGUGAAGUCUUCUUUGA